Molecule: messenger RNA, 2168 nt
Organism: Ostrinia nubilalis (European corn borer)
Lineage: Eukaryota; Metazoa; Arthropoda; Insecta; Lepidoptera; Crambidae
Exons: 2
Coding region: 115-2097 (660 amino acids)
Source: RefSeq, a predicted model, not a curated record
GGUUAACACUUAAAUAAUUUGAAUUUUUUAAGAUUUGUAAACUCCGUCGCGAUAAAUAGGUUGUAGGUUUCAUUACAUGAUAUAUGAGCAUGUCUAUUGUAAAUCUAGUUGGCAAUGUUUUCUUCAAAGGGAAAGUCAAUAAAUACACCGAAAAGAAUUAGAAUGUUGUUCGUGUGCUAUGCAUUUUCUGUUCUCAUAGUUCAUUGCUCCGGCAUUGCAGACGAAUAUUACGAUGACCACAACCUCGAAGACGUCCCGAUAUCUUUAAACAACGUGUCCGAUUCGCGCAGACUUGGAGAUGAUAACUUACAGAACACUACAUUAGAACAAAAUGAUACUUUAAGAGCUAAGAAUCAAGAAGACAACUAUGAAAGUGACGAUGAAUUCAAAAUAUUUGUCGGUAACCAAAAUUAUGACGCAUACAAAAAAGAAAAAAUUAAACUUAAAUCGCAACUCACUACCGUCAAAGUCUCUACAAUUCCACGCCGUUUAUCGUACAAAAUAGAUCCUAAAGAUAAGACUCCGUCAGAACUUCAUUUCUUAAGCGAUUAUGAGUAUGUUUAUGAGGAUGAUAAUGAACACCAAUCGCUAAAAGAUACCCAAAAGCCGUCAACCACCACAGAGACCAUGAAUAAUACUGAAGAAAACAAGACCAAAGUGUUUCUCACAGAUUUCUACAAUUUAGAACCAGCUGCUGUUAUCCCGGAAUUAAAUCAAACUUUUUUACCAAACAAGAAUAUGUGGUAUGUACCUGAAAAAUACCCUUGUUGGCAAUUACCUAUUCUAUACGGAGAAUUAGGCAGGAGAAAGAAAACUUCAAAUAUAUUUCUAGUCAAAGGUGGAGACUUAAAAAAUGUUAACAUACCGGAUAAAGACAAGCUGCGUAAAUAUAUGCUUAAACCCGAUGUGCCUACUGUAUCGUCUCUCAAUAAAUGGUGCAGCGUAGAACCAUGCUAUGGUGAUCAUACACUUUGCCUUUUCACUGAAAAUCAUGUUUCAAAAGUAUGUGACGAAAAUUAUCGUGUACAUAAACCUACCAUACUAGAGCAUAUCGCUAUAGUCAAUACAGUCAACGCUAUGAGAAAUCGUAUAGCUAAUGGAGCUGCAGAUGAAUAUCCACAAUUGCCGGCCGCAAAGAAUAUGAAACAAAUAAUAUAUGACUAUGACCUAGAGAAGAUGGCUGCAGCCUGGCUUCGCCAGUGCCUGCCCGGUCCGCCUCCAUGUUCUGCUUUGGACGAGCGCUACGUAUCGCAACUCGAAUGUACGAAAUACGCAGACGAAUGCUGCGUUAACUCAUAUAAAAUCGACCCAACAUCUAAAUGCAUACCUAAAGAUGAGUGCUUCGUUUCGGCUGUAACUGGGUGUAUUUAUGCUUGGUUUCUGAGCGCUGGAAAUAAAUUAAGUGAAAAAGACAUAGAAUGUGGACAUAUAGAACCCUCGACAUAUAACACAGUUCAAUUAAUCUGGGCCGAUAGCAAUAAAAUUGGUUGCGCGUAUGGGGAAAGACCUAAUGGUGAUAUCAGAGUAGUGUGUGACUUCGCACCGGGUGCUCCAUAUUUCUUGACUACAAAAUAUUACUGUGGAUUUAUCUUGCACCGUGAUAUAACAGAUAUUGUGGGUGCUGAUGACGACUCCGAUCUUACAGAUUUGACAUUUUUAUCUUCUUUGGGACUUGAUAUACAUAGCGUAACUCAUGAACACCCAAAACAAAAUUCACGCGUAUUCGACAUUGCACCUAAACACCCAAGAAAAUCUUGGAGCUUGGAUAGUUUACAGAAUCUAUACUCAGAUCUUAAUUUGAGAGAAGUUUUGAAUGAUUAUUCUAGUGGCACAAGAGGAUCGAUAGCAAAACUUGUGACAAGGUACAGAUUUUUUGAAGAAAGCCAAUCAAGAUGUGACACUGAUGAGCCCGUGUACGUCGCGGGGAAUCCAGGGUCGUUGUGUAUUGAAAAAGGCAGAAGAUUUCGCGCUCUAUGCUAUGACUUCCGAGAUCCCACGCCUGGGUAUAGACUAGUCGCUGUCGUUGCACCAGCCGCAUUGUUUUCUUUAAUUCUGUACGACCUGUUUAGCGGUGUGGUAAGACAGACCAACUACUGACCGUGAAAAUGUAAUUAAGGUCACGCACGAGUUUGUAAUUCUUUUGCCUGGUAAUAAAUGUCAAGAUCUUG